AUGGCGUGGACAUUAAGGUCACUGACUAUGCUGCUGUUUCUGGCAUAUCUACAGGCAAUAGAGGAGGAGGAUAUCCGUGCUGGCUGCAGCACGGCGGUGAAUGACCUAGUCUACAUCAUAGAUGGCUCGUGGAGCGUGGGCCACAGCGACUUCAAAAAGGCCAAGAGCUGGCUUGUCAACAUCACCAGCGGCUUCGACAUCAGCUCCCACUACUCACAGGUGGCCGUGGUGCAGUACAGCGACACCCCUCGUCUGGAGAUCCCCCUGGGGAAACACCACGGUGGCCCGGACCUCAUCCAGGCCAUCGAGGGCAUCAGCUAUCUAGGCGGGAACACUCAGACGGGCCGAGCCAUCAAGUUCGCCGUAGAUCAUGUGUUCCCGUCCUCGCAGCGCACCAGCACCGUCAAGAACCGCAUUGCGGUGGUGGUGACGGACGGGAAGUCCCAGGAUGAUGUGGUGGACGCUAGCGUGGAGGCGCGGGCGCAAGGCGUCAUUGUGUUCGCCGUGGGAGUGGGCACCGAGAUCACCACCUCAGAGCUGAUGUCCAUCGCCAACAAGCCGGGGGGGACCUACGUGCUGUAUGCCGAGGACUACGCCAACAUAGACCGAAUCCGAGACUCCAUGAAGCAGAGACUGUGUGAGGAGUCUGUGUGUCCUACGCGUAUCCCAGUGGCUUCCAGGGAUGAGAAGGGCUUUGAGUUGAUGCUGGGCAUGAAUAUCCACCAGAAGGCCAAGAAGAUCCAAGGCUCUCUGGUGUCUGAGGCAGCAUUCUCCUUGACCACCUCAACGGACAUCACAGAGAACACAAGGGAGAUCUUCCCCGAGGGUCUGCCUCCAUCCUAUGUGUUUGUGGCCACGGUCCGCCUCAAGGGUUCAGCCAAACAGGACAAGUUUGACUUGUUGAGGAUCCUUUCUAAAGAUGGCGUCACCCAGGCAGCAGUGACACUGAACGGAGCGGACAAGUCUGUCACUUUCACGACCACCAGCACCACCAAUGAGGAGCAGCUGGUCACCUUUAAUGUGCAGGGCAUUGGGAGUUUCUUUGAUGAAGGCUGGCAUCAGCUGAAGCUGCUCGUGAGGCCCCGGCAAGUAACCGGUUUCCUGGACGAUGAGGAGAUCCAGGAAGUGGCGCUACUGGAGCCGGUGGAGCCAAUCUACAUCAACGGCAAGACGCAGGUCGCCAAGAAGUUCGGGGCGGAGACCACAGUCCCUGUGGAGAUACAGAAACUGCGCCUUUAUUGUGACCCUCAUCAAAGCGAGAGAGAGACAGCCUGUGAAAUCUACUCUGUGAGUGUCACUGACUUCAGUGUGUAUCUGUCCCAGUGUCCCCUGGACCGUGAGCCCACAGUGGAGGAAGUGGAGUGUGACUGUGCUAAUGGCAGCCCAGGACCACCUGGCCCUCCUGGGCCUAUGGUACAGGAACCCAGGGUGAGCCUGGUGGGUCUGGAGAACCUGGGUUUCCUGGCGAGACGGGCGAGAGAGGGGAUCCAGGACUGCCGGGGAAACCGGGCCCGCCAGGACCAAAGGGACUUCCAGGUGAGAGGGGACAAACCGGACCUCCGGGUGAGAUUGGACCAAUGGGGAUCCGGGGGCUUCCUGGAGGGGCGGGGCCAACAGGACCUCAGGGAAUUCAAGGCCCCCAGGGAGACCCUGGAGCCAGUGGACGCGAUGGCCCAAAGGGAAGCGAGGGGCAGCGAGGUUCCGAUGGCUCUCCAGGAAUGCCAGGCCAAAAGGGCACACCAGGAGAGGCAGGCUUCCUUGGGUCCCCGGGCACUAAUGGCCUACCUGGGUUCAAAGGUCCCAAGGGCGAACGAGGCACCGAUGGGGCCCUUGGGAACCCCGGCUUACCGGGUGAAGCUGGACCCAGGGGAGAAAGGCCUCACGGGGGAUAUCGGUGUCAGAGGCACCGAUGGGAAGAAAGGGGGCAUGGGACAUGUGGGGGCCGCUGGCCCACGGGGAUCUCCCGGCGAGGACGGGUUGCCUGGGCAACCGGGAACGCCGGGCUACCCUGGGAAGCCUGGGAAGCCUCCCUCUGACGACCACAUGAUGAAGCUCUGCGGCGAUGUGUUGCGGAAUCAGCUCCCCCAGCUGCUGCAGACACUAGCCCCUCUCAGCAGAUGUGAGCCGUGUGAGACGGUGAAGGGACACCCGGGACAGCCUGGAGCACCAGGACUCAAAGGUUCCUCAGGAACCCCGGGCUAUCCCGGUAGAAUCGGCUCACCAGGAUACCCAGGAACCCCCGGCAUGCAGGGGCCCCAGGGAGUCAAAGGUGACACUGGACCAAGAGGACUCAAAGGCACCAAAGGAGAGGGUCAUCCAGGGUUGCCAGGCCCUACUGGACAGUCAGGAGUUCAGGGGCCUCGCGGAUCGGAUGGCAUCGGACGCCCGGGCACUCAGGGGAUGCCUGGGAAGUCAGGAAGUCCCGGAAUGCCAGGGAAACAGGGGUCAUCAGGACUACCAGGAGUGUGUGACAUGUCUUCUUGCUACCAGGCCUACAACCUCAGGAAUGACCCCUACAGCAAAGGGCCCAACUUCUGA
This is a messenger RNA of Salvelinus namaycush (lake trout), 2538 nucleotides long. Its product is annotated as collagen alpha-1(XXI) chain-like. The record is from RefSeq and is a predicted model, not a curated record. NCBI's taxonomy places the organism in Eukaryota, Metazoa, Chordata, Actinopteri, Salmoniformes, Salmonidae. The transcript has 22 exons. Bases 1 to 2538 code for a protein of 845 amino acids.